Messenger RNA from Oncorhynchus nerka (sockeye salmon), 1530 nucleotides. RefSeq names its product small ubiquitin-related modifier 1. Gene Ontology annotation, biological process: protein sumoylation. Gene Ontology annotation, cellular component: nucleus; PML body. The transcript is spliced from 5 exons. The record is from RefSeq and is a predicted model, not a curated record. Gene Ontology annotation, molecular function: ubiquitin-like protein ligase binding; protein tag activity. The coding region runs from base 129 to 434 and encodes 101 amino acids. Lineage: Eukaryota; Metazoa; Chordata; Actinopteri; Salmoniformes; Salmonidae.
AACUAUUCACUUUCCGGGUCAGUUUAUUAAUGGUACCUGCUUCUCAAAACAGCAAGAAUCCCGAGGCAGUGUAUACAAUUUGAACAAAACGUUUUGUGAAAUAAAAUAAACAUCACAAGAAAAAUACCAUGUCAGACACGGAGACAAAACCCUCAAGUGGAGAUGGAAGUGAGAAGAAGGAUGGAGAGUACAUUAAACUGAAGGUGAUUGGUCAGGACAACAGCGAAAUUCACUUCAAAGUGAAGAUGACAACACAUCUAAAGAAGCUAAAGGAAUCUUACAGUCAAAGACAGGGUGUACCAAUGAACACCCUAAGGUUUCUUUUUGAAGGACAGAGAAUCUCAGACAACCAAACCCCCAAAGAGCUUGGAAUGGAAGAUGAGGAUGUCAUUGAAGUGUAUCAGGAACAGACCGGUGGACUUUGGAAUGAUUAGACUUGCUGUAUUUUUUUUCUCAUUUAGAAUUUUGUAUGUAUUUUGCUUUUGAGCUUUGCACCAUCUGGAUCACACACUCUAUUGGGGCUUCCAUGUGCGAGGGCACAAAGAACGACUGUGUUAGAAUGGAUAGACGAUCUGUUCUUUCUCCUUUUAAACACCUCGCACAGUCAUUUCUUCUCCCUUCCUUUACAAUGCAGGUAACAUUGUAGUGCAGACAGCGUCAUAGCUGAAUGUCCCCCUAUUGAGAGAGAGAACACGCAUACAAUGACUGUUUUUCUCUAGACUCUGCUACACACGCCUCUUUCGCACCUAAAGUUUGAAUAUACCACCUCUGAAUGCUAAAGCAUUGUUUUGAAUCUUUAACUAUCCCACAUUUCCUACCACUGAUGGAUAUGGUCUAAUGAUAUUUAAAAUAUGAAAUGUUUUUAUGAUCAGGAUGUAUAUUUUUGCAUCCAGUAUUUGUGUGUAAUAAUUAGUCUGUCCGUGGUCAGGGUUCCCCAACUGGCAGGCUGAAUUUGGCCCGCGGGUGAUUAUUUGCCCACGGGCCAAAAACAAUAUUUUUAAUUGUUGGACAUAAGACUGUAAAAACACCAGCGAACCUGCUACAAGUGAUUUUAAUUUUGGAUAUUUGUUUCAAAAAGAGAGCUGUGAUCAUAUACACAUGUAAGCAAGGAUUGAAAUUGUUUCAGUCAAAUAUAUAUCUUUAUAGCUUCUUGGGGUCAAAUUGCAGUCUCUAAAUUAUUCGUAAUUAUGUUCUGGCCCCCUGACCACCCGUUCAAGAAAAAAAUCAGCCCGUGGCUGAAUCUAGUUGAUGCCUUUCCUAGGUGUUCUUUUUUAUUUCUAUUUGAAUUAUGUUUAAGUUCAGAUAAUUUCAAGGGGUUAAAGUUUCUGUUUAAUCUCUGGCUUCUUCUUGGAUUUAAAUGUUUGUCUCCUUUUUUUUUUUUAAUCAAGAUAAUCUUGCUGUAUUGAACCACAACAGUAGCCACACAGAAAUGUCAAUGCAACAAAUGACUCCUUUAUGGAGGCUUUGAUCCGGAUGGUUUGAAGCAGAUCAUUUUUCUUUUUUUGAAUAAAAUGUUUAACAAAAACAGGA